UUGAGCGAGGGUGCAUAACGCCGUGGUCCUGUGCUAGUAGUGUGUUGCAAUUUGGCGUUACACAAAUUUAUCACGACAGGAGUGUGCUACGAUGCCUUCGUUGGCUUUGUAUGAAGCGUGGCUCCAGUAGACUGGGCGAACCGAUGCAUUUGCUCGAUCGGUGUCAGCAAGCGUUCUGUGAGCCCGUGAGUGUGGGGUUUUCGGUUUCGGAGGGUCAGCCAGCCGACAUUUGCGUUAGGCCUAGUUGGAUGCUAUGCAGACUGACAGAAGCGACAAGUUACUGCUUCGCCGAGGGAGCCGCCGGACGCGAAUCAUAAUGGAAAAAGCUGGCAGGCAGCAGUGCAAACAUGGCCCUAGCCUGUGGGCAGCUGCCAGCUGAGGGCCCGGAAACGCCAGUGCUUUCAUGGUGGUGCAGUGCGGUAUGGAGGAAGUGCGCGUGUGCCCCGUGGCGCCCCCUCCCCCUUUGGGGGCUGCCCCCCAGGAUGACGGGGACGACCCAGAGGUCAUGCAGGUGACUGGUGAAGGGUUGGCGGUGCACCUGCGACCCAAGAAGCAGCGGGUGAAUGGGGCCAGCCAGCCGGGGGUCACAUGGGGGGACAACACGGAGGAGCGAGAGCGGCCCAUGUCCUGGGAGGGUGAGCUCUCGGAUGACGACGAGGAUGAUGACAGUGGUGCCCAGGCUGUCCAGCAGUCACCAGCUGCAGCAGCAUCAGGGGUGGUGGUCGUGCGACCAGGAAAUAGCCCAAUGCUGGUGGAGAGGGAUGAUGGGACCACAUCACCCAUCAGUCUGACUGUAUCUUCAGGUCCGGACUCAAAGGGCAAUGGCACAAGUGACAAGUGUAUUUCUCGUGUGAACCUGCCAGACAAGAGCUCUUCCAACCAUGUGAUCACCUAUGUGCCACCUGUCUCUCCUGCACCGUCCACGCCCUAUGGCAGUGUCACACCAACAGUUGUACCUGCUUUUCCUGAGCGGCAGCAACACACCCACAAUAGCUCCUUUGGGGAAGGACGACUCGGUGGCAGUAGUGCCUUCCAGCCACCACCCUUUGGUGAGAGCCCACGUCCCACCAGCUCGUCAAGCUCACGGUCGUCGUACUCACCUAGCCAGAGCCCACUACUUGGAGGCAGCAGAGGAGGGCCCCUGGGACUGCCUCCACGUCAUGGGGCUGCCUCCUCUGAUGGCUCCCUCUACUCGCCCACGAGUAGCCCACUGCAGGGCCGCCAUGUGUCCUUGGUAGAAGCAGUCUACUCACCUUCUCAAAGUCCAAGCCAAAGCCGGCAUCGAUUGGCUGACGGCCUUUCCCCAACAGCAGCUCACUUGCGCAACCUUUCAGUGUCCCGUACAAACACUAGUGCGGUGCCAUACACACCAGCGAACUCGGAGCCUCCUUAUCCCUAUCUUGUGGUUCAGCCCACACCCGACACUCGAUCAACAGCUUCUAGUGCAUCUGUGGCAUCCAGUGCAUCAGAUGAGUCCAAUGCCUCUGACCUGUCCAGCCCAACUCGACGUCCCUCAGCUGAAGGGGCUGGAGUUGACCCACUGGGGGCCCUUGGGGAAGCCCCCGGUGGUGUUUCACGACAGCAGCUGCUCAGUGGGCCAUGCCCCAUUUGUGGGGAUCGCAUUUCGGGCUUUCACUAUGGUAUCUUUUCCUGUGAAAGCUGCAAGGGGUUCUUCAAACGUACAGUGCAGAACAAAAAGCACUAUGUCUGUCUUCGAGGAGCUGCCUGCCCAGUUGCUGUGGCUACACGGAAAAAGUGCCCUGCCUGCCGUUUUGACAAAUGCCUCAGGACAGGCAUGAAACUUGAAGCCAUUCGUGAGGACAGGACUCGGGGUGGCCGAAGCACAUACCAGUGCUCAUACUCUCUGCCAUCACAACUUGUUGGUGGUGAUUCUCGUCUUACCUCAGAGUCUGGAGACAUACCUGUAGAGCCCAUACCCCUGUUGCAAAAAGAGUCACGCAGCUUGUCAUCAGGGUCUCCACUGGAAGGAUCCCCGCAGCCUUUUGUGGGCCAGCAGCAGCCACCUGUAGUACCCUCUCUUGUGCAGGAAAUUGUCUCUGUGGAGCACCUCUGGCACUAUACUGACCGAGAGAUAAGUCGGUUGUCGGAGCAGUUUGGCAACAAGGUGUCUGCUACUGGAGCCACAACACUGGAUGCAGGAGCCCCUGAUUCCCCUGGGAGCCUGGGUGCAGAUGGAGGCCCAAGUUUGUUGAGCAGCCUUUGCAACAUUGCAGACCAUCGUCUCUACAAGAUUGUCAAGUGGUGCAAAAGCCUCCCUCUGUUCAGAGAAAUCCAGGUGGAUGACCAAAUAGCUCUGCUGAUCAACUCCUGGUGUGAACUCCUUCUGCUGAGCUGUUGCUACCGGUCAACUGGCACACCUAAUGAGAUCAGGGUGUCCAUGGGCAAGUCGGUGACCCUGGGCCAGGCGCGGCACCUUGGCAUGGGACCUGUCAUCGAACGAAUGCUGGGCCUCACAGACCUCCUGCGCCGCCUCCAGGUUGAUCAGCGCGAGUUCGUCUGUCUCAAGGUCAUCAUCCUGCUAACCUCAGAUGCCAGUGGCCUGAAAGAGCCUGAGAAGGUUCGUGCCUGCAAGAAGCAAGUGCUGGAGGCCCUUCAGGCAUACACUAUAUCUCACUACCCAUCACAGCCAUCCAAGUUUGGUGAGCUGCUACUGUGUGUGCCCGAACUCGAGCGUGCCUGCCAGGUGAGCAAGGAGUCCCUAGCAGCAUCGCGGCGCAUCGCCUCUUCUGGUGGUGCUUCAUCUUCCUCUGCACCUAUGGCUGAUACGCAAGCUCCUAGCUUCAACCUUCUCUUUGAACUCUUGCGAGGUGACCACUGAGUGCCCAUUGGGUGCCCACUGGGUGUUCAUCUUUGUGCACCUGUACAUAGUGCCCUUUGGUGGAUGUGCAGAGACCACGGAAAGGGAGAGCAUGAGACGGGCAGACUGUGUUCGCUCCUCCCCCACCCCACCCCAUGUGAUGUGUUGUGCUCUUCUUCCGUGAGAAAUAGGACAUUAUUCUGGAAGAUGAGGUGACGUCGCCUUCUAGAUUUAUUUCCUCAUUUAAUUGUGCUACUGCAAAAGUGAUGUGCUAUGUCUCCUCCUCUUUUUGCAUAUUACUACUUGCCAGUUUCCACUGACUGUCCUUCAAUUCCUAGUGCUGGUCUUCCUUCCUAGUCUUCCCCACUGCUGUACCCUUCUUUGCUAGCCAUCAGCUGCAAAUGAAAGACUUGGGGAAGAGAGAGUGAGGCGUUUUCCCACUGAAGGCUUAGCCACACUGUUUAAUCAUCAUGAUUCUAUUUUUGCUUGGUCUCUGUCACUUCAAAAGGAAGAGAUUCUAGGUUAAGACUACUACACAUUGCAUCGUUGUUGUUGCAGAGAGCCCUUAUCUUUCUUUCUCUCAAUCUCUCCUUUAGAUACGAAGCAGCUUAUGCUCGGGGCUGUGUCCGUCCCUCGGCGACCGUCCGCUCCCCCACUGCGCAUGUGCCAACUUUCCCCCCUCUCCUCGCAUGAGCACAAGGAGGUGGGGUGGAGGAGGUGGCACAGCGGUGUCUCCGCUUCGUUUCUUUUCUUCUCCCGUUCAUCUCCUCUACAGCUGUGCGCUCGUAUAAAAUGCUGCGCGCGCUCGUUCCGUUGCACUUUCCUAGCAGCGCUGGGUGUUCACUUUGCGGCACACACGGUAAUACACACAAAUAGAGGGGGGGGGGGGGGGGGGUAAGAUAAGUGGUACACAACAUACUACACACAACUCCACAGGCAAAUUAAACAUAGUACCGAAACCUACAAAUGGAAACACAAGUGAACACCAGCGCUGCUUCGCAUCUCCACAUGGUUCCUUCCCUUUAGUGAGAGAUGGUGCUUGUAGCCUUUUUUUACUUACUUUUUUUGCUAAGUGUUGAAAUUAUUAUUACAUCAAUAGAGCAUGAAUUUGUCUUACUCUUUGGCUCACAAUCAAUGGAUUUUAGCUGUUGUCAUUUGGAGUCAAGGCACAAACCACAAAGCUGUAGCUGUGGCCACAGUGGACUUUCUUCUAUUUGCAAAUUGUGUUGUUGUACCUUGUUUACUUUUAAUGCUGUGUCUCAGAUUAAUAUUCAAAAUGGCAAUGGCAGCUUUUCUUUAUUAUUUUUUAAAUAAAUAAAUAGACUGUGCCAGAGAUAUGACAGCAUAACUUCAUUGACCAUUAUUAUGCAACAUUUUUCUCAGGAUCAUGAUGACUUUAAAGCUCAUGCAGAUGUUCAUUUUGUAGUUGUUUAAAAUGCAAUUGAUCCCCAUUGUCAUUUCAUUUGAAGGUCCCAGUUUACAAGGAGGUUCUUUAGCAUUUCCUAGUUAACAUUGUUAACGCUUACAACAGAUUUGCAUUUUGAGCAGGUGUGAACAAGGGCUAGCCAUGUUGUUUUAUAGGCACAUUAAACAUGUAUGUGGAAGGUAAACCACUAAUUACUCAGCUUUACACUGGGACCUUUUCUUGUGCAUGGACAUUAAAAGUAGUGUUACAUUGAACGAAUUCCAUUCUUACUGAGGCAUUUACUUAGUAUACAUUAAUUUUUUUGCAUUACAGGAAAAACUUCAUCUUCGUGGUACUUUUUUUUUAUUUAGCCCACAUCUCAUCGGAUAUUUCCGAAACCUCCUUUACACAUCGUAGUAUAACUCUAGCAUACUGGCACUCAGCAGGAAAAGAAAAUUUUAUAGAUUUUAUAUCUGCUUUACAAUUUUAUGAAGUUAUACAAACUCUUUUUGAAUAGGCUGUCUUUCACCACUGUCCAGAGUGUGCUACAGCAUUAUUGCUCCUUCGCUGAUUUAGUUCUCAUGAUGCAUGGUGAACCAGGCUUGUGUAUUUUUGCCAUUGCUUGCCAUACAAAGUAUAGUCGACUCAAACAGUGUUGCAUUGUGUGCACAUAAAAGUGAGAAAGGCACUUAUGCAAAAGCUUCUGCUUGUGGGUGUUUCGACAUGCUUGCAUUCUUCUUCUUUUUUUUUUUAAGUUAUAGAAAAUGCUCAUGUAUAGGAUGCCGUACAUCAUCAGCUUGUGCCAAAAUAAGCCCUGCAUUCUUCUGUGCUUCUCCUUUGAAGUUGCACUAUUAUUGCUCAUUUCCACUAAAGCUUCAUGCUCUUGUACUGACAUUUUUUCAGUAAUUGCUGUUGGCUGUUCCUGCUAUGUCUUGAAUUUAUUAAUGAGCUGCCAUGGUUUCCUUUCAUUUGAGUCAUUGAAUGAAUGCCACUCUUGAAUGAACACAUGUGCACAAGUUUGAGCAUUGCUUAUGUGACCCAUUGGCUAAGCAAUAUCUGCACAAUGCAAAGAAUGCUCCUGCACAUUUGAAUUGAUGUCAAAUGCACCUGCAGGAUUUGCUUCUGCUGCUUUACUCAUUUUUACUGUUUUCCUUCUUUCUUGUUUGCAUUGCACAAGAAUCAAGGAGGCUUUUAUGUGAAUUUCCACCCAUAAUACGAACAUAGCAAUGAGUGGGAGUUCUAGGCACAGCUUUUAAGGUUAGCUCUUUUGUCCACUUUCUCCAUACUUCAGUCUUUUAGGGUAAGAUUUCUGGCCUAUGACGCUUUCAGUUUCAUCAUCUUCUUUUUUUUUUUUAUCGCAACUUUCGCCUUCGCAUUUAUGCCUUGGAGUGUCCAUUGGUCAUGUAUUAUGUGCUGCAUUUCUUACCCUUUUGGCCUGAAACUUUGUUCUUUCAGUGUCUUGUGUGCCUGUAAAAGCGGUCUCGCACAGCCGCAAGCCAAAACUCCUGCUGUAUUUAUUGUACAUAGAAAUGUUCUUAGAGAGAAGUCAGAAGGUGGCCAAGUCCUGCCACUUGACUCUUAGUGUUUAAAAAGUUUUUUAAUGCUAGUUUUGACUGCAAUUUUUAUUAAGCCUCAUAUUUAGCUGUACAGCGAAGGUGAGAAGGAGUGUGAAUUUUUUUUCUUUUAGAGAACAACACUCAAUCUAUGCAGACACUAAAAACAAAUUCAUUAUUUGGCAUCAUUUGCCUCCUAUGCUAUUAAGAGUUAUUAGUUCUCACUCCUCUUUUCUUAUGGUAUUUUUCUUAUGGUCCCAGUUCACGGGAAUCAUCUAAACACUCACUACUGCAUAAUGUGCUGUCCUUGUGUUGUUGUCAGGGACCAAAGUGACUGUGAGCCCUUUUUUUUUCUUUUUUUUUCCUUUUUUUCAUGUUCAACCGAUACUUCUCGAAGCUGCGACCAUUUUCCUUGUCCAUGCGGGUUCAAGGUGUCUGUAGCUUUCUUUAUAAGAAUAUGUGCCUGCGUCAUUUUUCUUGCCGAGUCUAGAGAAAACAGCACAUUUAGAAGUUUCAGAUGCUCACUUCAUUUUUGCCAAGAAAGGAAGUAUCAUUGAAGCCAUUUUGAGCAGACCUAUUUUGUGCAAGUUUUAAUGAAUAGAAUCGGGCACCUAGAAACACUGAAAAACAUUUCUUGUUGGCUGUUGUGAGGCAUUCUUGAUAAUCAGUGGUGCGCUUUUUUGCACACGCACUUUUCUUGGGUGCAGUUAACAGUGUUAUUUUCCAAAGAAGCACCUCUGUAAAGACCAUUGCCUUGCUCUUUGAUUUGGCUUCUUACAUUGUUUCUGCAUUGCCAUGGAAACAUGAGUGCCAGGAGGGUACAGAAUGAAUAUAAUCUGAAGCCAUGCUUGUAACAGUUAAGUUCAAGUGUUGUAUAUCACACUUGUCUCAGAACAGCUGAACUAUCAUAAUUCACAGCAGAAAAGAAGUCACAAUAAGACUUGUUCUGCCUUUGGUACCUCUAGAGUGAGGAUCUAGCCAAUUUUACAUUCCCAUAAUGUGUAUCAUUGUCUUACAGUGAAAUUGUGCAGCUUUUAUACAGAAGGUAUUGUUUUAGACUUAUGCCGAGUGAUGUGAGCGUAACUUUAAUGUAUCAACACAGCCCGCACGUUGAUAUAUUUAUGUGCUUUAGGAGAAGGGCACAACAUUUACCUUGAAAAAAAGAAAAGUAUGCAUUAUUCACAGUGCCUCGUAGCUAAAACUUUGUAAAGGAUUCUGCUAUGAGUCACAUUUGUCGAACUUCAGCUGUCAGUGCACCGACUUUUGUCAUUUGAAAUGUCGCAUGUUUACAAGAAAGACUAUUUUGUGUGUCUGUGUGUGUGUGCUUGUAUUUAGUGCUUUGUUAAAACAAAACCUUACCGGUGAAUUGUGCCAGUGGUGAUAUAGCUUCCAAGAAGUUCUCUUGAAUGAAUUGCUGACUGUCGACGGCCUCAGGUGCAGUUUUGAGGCGUAAUAAUUGUUUGUGUAUGUUUGCACGCAAGACAUCUUGUGUUUCCAUCACCAUGUUUUCUACAAGGGCAGCUUGGCUUGUGAUCUUUUCGACUGCGAAUAUGUGUUAUAUGUUAGUCUCACUGGUACUAUACUGCCAUGAUGAUCUUGGUUGUGGAGUAGCUUGAUCAAACAUUUUGCUUACCGUGUAUGUCACCAGUCCUGCGUGUGCGUCCGAAACUGAGAUAGAUUUUUGAAGAAAAAAAAAAUGCAGCCAGGAGCAAUAGUACUUGCCUAUUGGUUGAGCGGUCUCCUGUGUUGUACAGUGCUUUAGGUUGCAGCUUUUAUCGACGUUAAGCAUAAAUUUUUGUGCUGUUUUACAGCAGUUUGCAGAAAUAGAUGAAAACAGCAGAAUGUUAUCAUCUCCAAGCUGCAGAACUGAAAGGUAACUAUUGCACCAUUGCUAUGUUAUUGAGCAGAAAACAGUGCAAGAAAUGUAUCAGAUUUUUUUUUUGCCACUGUUUUUCACUUUAACAACUUUACAGUGAUGUACCGACUGGCCUUACAGUCAAUGCUUCUAACUACUGCACUUCAAACAUCAAGUGUCGGGCUCACUAAAUGAUGCAUUGCACCUUUACCUUGCCUUUACAGUUUGCACAGAGGCAUUGGGUCACUGUUAUAGUAGCAAUGACACACAAUGUAAUAUAGCCAUCUUCGUAAAAAUAAUGCUGCCGGUACUAUUACUUUGAGGGUAGACAGUGGUCCUCUUGGCCAAUCUAUAGAUUACCAAAAAAAUUUACUUUUUUUGCGAAGAAAUGUCCCAGAGAAUCUGUUACUACAAUAAAAAUUCACAGUUUCGCCAAAAGGGCGAAGCAA
Messenger RNA from Rhipicephalus microplus (southern cattle tick), 8080 nucleotides. It is a transcript of the gene Hr39, whose product is annotated as Nuclear hormone receptor FTZ-F1 beta. Gene Ontology annotation, molecular function: zinc ion binding; nuclear receptor activity; sequence-specific DNA binding. Gene Ontology annotation, biological process: regulation of DNA-templated transcription. The record is from RefSeq and is a predicted model, not a curated record. Lineage: Eukaryota; Metazoa; Arthropoda; Arachnida; Ixodida; Ixodidae.